Molecule: messenger RNA, 1203 nt
Organism: Penicillium alfredii
Lineage: Eukaryota; Fungi; Ascomycota; Eurotiomycetes; Eurotiales; Aspergillaceae
Exons: 1
Coding region: 1-1203 (400 amino acids)
Biological process (GO): protein phosphorylation
Molecular function (GO): protein kinase activity; ATP binding
Source: RefSeq, a predicted model, not a curated record
AUGCCAGCCACGGCAACCUCUGCUUCUCUCGUUAGGACCGACUUAGAGUUCAAGUCGUACUCUGAGGAUAGGGACUUCAGAGCCGAAGGGAAGCCUGAGCCGAACAGUCGCUCCCAGACUCUGAUCUACCAUCUACAUGACAAAAAAUGGUGGAUCAAAGUAACUUUUAAGGGCGCAGUUCCCUCCGUGGCUCACAGUAUCCAACCGGAGCAAAUCAAAUCAAAACCCGAACGACGAAAUGAGUUCCAAAACCUUGUAACGAUGAUCGAUUUUCAAUCGCUGGAUCUUCUGGAUGACACUGUGACUGAACUGGUUUUGCAUGAAGACGCGAAAAGUAUCGAAGCUGUUAAGCUGCAUCGCGAACCGAAAGAUACCAAUCGGUUUGCGAAGCUCAUUCCAAACCUGCGAUUUUACAUUCAGGAGGAUCCUUUGAGAACGGUUUAUCCGAUAUCCUUACAAUUUCCAUCUUUUCGAACCAUCGAAGUCGCAGACUUGAUACUUGAGAAUGAGAUCACCGCCGGAGUAUUUCGUGUUUUACACAGGGACGACAACAUUCGAUAUAUUCUCAAGGUGGUCAACCGUCCUUUUUACCAACCACGCGAUUCAGAAGUUAUACGACAAGAACUGCAAAAUCUCGAACACUUUAAAGGUGUGGCAGGAAUAGUCCAGCCAGCUGGUAUUGCAGUGUUCAGCAACCCAUACGCAACCUUCGCAAGAGGUAACCAACAGAUGGUUAUCAAUGGUAUCCUUUUGGAUUACUAUGGCGGUGGCUCCUUGCAAAACGUCAUGGAUGAACAGCGUGUCAAGGAAUACAACUGGGAGCGAUGGGCUAUUCAAAUUGGGAAUGCUUUACGCACUCUACACUCCGCGGAGAAAACUCAUAUGGACUUGAAGCCUUCAAACGUUGUUUUAGACAACGAUGGAAAUACGGUCCUCAUUGACAUUAGUGGCAUCGGCGGAGUAACGCAUGAAUGGCUUGCUCCGGAGAUACGGGAUGAAAUUUCACCCUUUGAUCUGCCAUUCCAAACACGUCGAAUGAACGACACUUGGGCCUAUGGAAAGGUUCUGAGUGAAAUCGCGUCAAAAGUCGAUGAUAGCAACCCCUUUGCGGAGACUCUAAUGCUCGUUGCGGAUCGUCUAACUCAAAAUGUUCAUACCCGAUGGACUCUAUCUAAAGCAAUUUCUCAGUUAGAAAUUGUUUGA